CUCAGAUCCAACACCUGAAGAGUGCAAGCAGCUGGCGAAACCUUUAUCUUUGGCCGACCCCUCUGUGAUGUUUGGCAGAACACACUUGCUUGCAUUGUACACGGAUCAUGAUUUCUAUAAAUCAGUCAUUAAGAUGACCGACAGCUCCUGGGUUAACAUCACAGCGUCUCCAUCCAGCAGUUCUCAGGUGCUCCAGACUCAGGAGAACAAGAUUAAUGGAACCUGCCUUACUACAUUGUUCAACAUGACGUUGGACGGCAACACAGUGACAUCAUUCUUUUCGAACGGGAGGUCCGUCUCCCACAUCCUGCCCAGUUGUGAUGGCUGUCUGGUCUUCAUUUCGAACAUCACCAUCAACCAUGUUACUGAUGCGGAUGAGAUCCACACUCGAGCUCUUUAUUUCUUAGGCAGGGAGUCCACCCUGAAGGACUCUGAUCUGGAGCAUUUCAAAAAGCAGGCGCGCUGCUUCGGUUAUUCUGGAGAGCCAUACUACCGACACAAUCCUGAGAAAGGUUACUGUCAGGAGGGUGAAGGCAUCAAAGUGCAAUACUAACAAAAACUGUUAAACCUGCCUGAGAGACGAAUUAAAAAACCAAACCGAUUUGUCUGUGUCUAAUGCACGAUGACUUAAACCAGUAGUUUCAGACUUGUUUUAUCAGAUAUGUCUGAAUCAGAGGUCCGUAUCGACAUUUCUGCAAAGGAACUUCUUGGAAAUGUGCAGAUAGGAAUCACAGAUUAGAUUGAGAUUCAGAGGCUUGUGAAGCGAUAAUAAAAUGGUUGAUGAUGCAAUUUUCUGUCCUUCACUUUAGGAUGAUCUUUCUUCACUUGUGACUCAGUUAUUGAUUUCAGUUUGUUCCUGUUGUCCCACUUUGUUCAGCUAGAUGCUGGGUACUGUAACAUCUGGAUGUAACCUCAGUCCAACAGCUGGAAUGAAAAAUAAGUACCUCCUAAAGGGAAAGGGAAAUUGUAUUGUACAAUGUUAAUUUUUUUUAAAGUUAUUACAGCCUCUUAUAAAUUUUUUGAAAUAAAGGAAUUUUUGCACAAUA
Nothobranchius furzeri (turquoise killifish) is the source of this 1046-nucleotide messenger RNA. The record is from RefSeq and is a predicted model, not a curated record. Lineage: Eukaryota; Metazoa; Chordata; Actinopteri; Cyprinodontiformes; Nothobranchiidae.